This is a messenger RNA of Daphnia carinata, 1484 nucleotides long. Its product is annotated as F-box only protein 47-like. Bases 47 to 1441 code for a protein of 464 amino acids. The record is from RefSeq and is a predicted model, not a curated record. The transcript is spliced from 10 exons. NCBI's taxonomy places the organism in Eukaryota, Metazoa, Arthropoda, Branchiopoda, Diplostraca, Daphniidae.
GUGUCAGCUUUCUUCUCCGGAGGUUCCAUCAUCACUGUCCUGUAAAAUGACCGACAAGAUUCAACCAACGGCGAGCUCUACCAAGGCAGUGAAACAUGCCUUAGAUACAGCCUUUUCUAAAUUCACUAAUGCCACUAUCAAAAAACGAAAAGUGAUGGUCGAAAUGCAGAUUAACCAGUAUUUAGCUUCGGGUUUAGAGGAUUCGCUAUUCGGUAAACUCACUGAAGAGGUCAUGUUCUACGUUCUUCACCGUCUCUCACUUAAUGAUUUAAGUCAAAUGUCGAUGGCAUCAAAGGCACUAGGCAAAGUUAUCUAUGCUUACGUUACGGAGGAGCAAUUUGCCAUGAGAGUCGCUCGCCUGUUGAUAAAAAUUCCUAUUUCAAGUGUGCUGCUACUUGAACAGAGCCAACAUGUCGGACGACUACUUAAGCGAGUUAGUUUUCUUUUCACGGUCGAAUUUAGGCUAAAAUUCUUCCACGAACUUAUGCAAAAGGUUCAACGUUUGGUUGAGAAAGAAUCCGCCAAUUCAUUCCCAAUUGAUACACUCCCCUUUGUUGGCGCUGUGUUGCAGUCGUUCAUUGCUGGAUGGGAUGAGGGCGAAUGCCUCAAGGUUUUUACAUACAUGAGCGAUUGCCUGUUUCUUUAUCGUUCGAUUUCACGCUUUGUGUGUGAUGCGCCUGGCACAGACUUGGAGAACGAGCUUUUUUUACGCCGAAACCUUCGUUACCUGUUUCUAGAUAGGUGCGUUACUGACUACGAUCGCGCUAUUUGGAUUGGUUUCAUUUCCAACCAGAUUGGCACCGCGCAACUGGCCAAGGUCCUUCUUCUCCUCUACGGCCCCAUUAACGUCCACGGCCAAAUCGACUGGAAUUUCGCCUUUAACGUCCGUGCGUUUCAGCAACAUACCAAUGUGUUUUUCAAAUUAGCGAAAACCAUAGGCAUCCUACACUUGAUCCCAAAUUGGUCUCCGUUUCUCUCCCUGGAAGUCCUCGUCUACAUUUCAAAUGUGCCCAACUGUUGGUUACUGCGGUCUUUCUCAUCCGUGCUGCUACCUCUUAGUUCCAUCGACAUGAAUUUGGUCGUCAAAUAUUUUGACAUUCUUUACAAAAGUGGUCGGGCCUCAACAGCGUCACUUCUGAUGGCAUUGGCUCUCAUGAUAUCUCCCCAGUUCAUUGGCCACAACUUUAGGAACGAGAUCGUCGUUGAUCGGUCCUGCGUCCACCAGCUUAUCUCCAACAUCAUCAACGCUCCACGAUUGACGCCCGAACGUUACGUCGUCGUCAAGAAACUCUGGGGCGCGGUGCUCACUCUAGCUGAUGAUUUCGCCGAGACUGCCGUUCAAGAUGAAGUUCACGGGGGAAAUAAUAUCGACACAAUCGACGAUUUCCACGAUCUAAUGGACGCCUGGAAAGAUUUAAGCAUUAUACUGAUGUCCGUCUGAUCCCUACCUUAUAUUUUCACGUCGAAGUGCCAUCAUAGUUCAA